GUGGAUUCCCUGGGUCCCGCCCUUAACAUGGCUCCAGGAGACCCGGACAGAGGCACUUGGGGAGGAAAAAUGGAGUUUCUCAUGACGUGUAUAGGGUAUGCAGUUGGUCUUGGGAACGUAUGGAGGUUUCCGUACUUGUGCUAUAAAAACGGAGGAGGUGCAUUCCUGAUUCCCUAUAUACUGAUGCUGAUAUUAGUCGGCAUGCCUUUGUUUUUUAUGGAGUUGGCCUUUGGGCAGUUUGCCAGCUUGGGCCCUAUCACUGUCUGGAGAAUAAAUCCACUGUUUAAAGAGAGUAGGACUGACUCAGUCCUGAAUUACAUGGCCGCCACAGGUCUGGCAAAUCGUAACAUUCCCGAAACCUAUAAUACAUCGUCAAAUACAUCGACAUUGUUGACAUCCAUCAUUAAAAACAAUGGAAUUAUCAGUCUUUCAGAACGUGUGAGCACGCCUGCUGAAGAAUAUUAUAGUAACUAUGUACUGCAGAAAUCCUCAAGCAUCGAAGAAUUUGGCACAUUAAACUGGAGAUUAGCUCUGUGUCUUCUGUUGAGCUGGAUUGUUGUUGGCGGUGCUCUUAUUAAGGGAGUACAGUCCCUUGGCAAGGUUGUGUAUUUCACGGCCAUAUUCCCAUACAUUAUGUUGACUGUUCUUCUUAUUCGUGGAGUCACCCUUGAUGGUGCUGUCGAUGGAAUUAUUUAUUAUGUCAAACCUGAUUUUAACCGGCUCGCAGACCCCAGGCGAUGCAGCGACACAGAUUUUUUACUCCUAAGUGCCUGCUCAGGAGGUCUCAUAGCAAUGAGCAGUUUCAACAAAUUUACUAACAUUCUCAACAGCUCGACCUCCAUCUUUGCUGGCUUUGUCAUCUUCUCCAUUCUUGGUUUCAUGGCACAUGAGAAGGGUGUAGAUGUCAGUGCAGUUGCCAAAGGAGGUCCAGGGCUUGCAUUUGAAGUCUACCCAGAAGCCCUCUCACGUAUGGUUGUGGCUCCACUGUGGGCAGUAUUCUUUUUCCUGAUGAUGGCGACUCUGGGUUUUGGCUCACAGUUCUCCAUCGUCGAGUGUGUGAUGAGUGCCCUUUUAGAUGAGUUUCCCAGGAUUACGCGAUCUGUCAAGACCAUGAUAACUUUCCGUUUGUCUGUGGUCGUCAUUGGAUUCGGCCUUGGCCUUCCCAUGCUGGUCGAUUACAGUGUGGGUGGUUUCCCUUUGCUUAUCGUCGGCAUUGUGGAGUGUAUAGCAAUCAACUGGAUUUACGGUUUCAAAAACUUCUGGAGGGAUAUUGAAAUGAUGAUCGGGAAUACCCAUAAAAUUUACUGGAAAACAUGUUGGACUGUUGUCUCCCCUUUAGUCAUUUUGAUAACGAUCAUCGUCAAUGCUGUGUUUUACAAAGAGCCCACAUAUAACGGUCUCCCGUAUCCACAGUGGGCCAACAUCCUGGGCUGGCUGAUCGUCAUGUUUCCAAUUUCAGCGAUUCUCUUAUGGUUUUGCUACUAUUACUGCAAGAAAGGAGGCUUUCGA
This is a messenger RNA of Candidula unifasciata, 1509 nucleotides long. The record is from the annotation of a GenBank genome assembly. NCBI's taxonomy places the organism in Eukaryota, Metazoa, Mollusca, Gastropoda, Stylommatophora, Geomitridae.